Messenger RNA from Hyaloscypha bicolor E, 570 nucleotides. RefSeq lists its product as uncharacterized. Lineage: Eukaryota; Fungi; Ascomycota; Leotiomycetes; Helotiales; Hyaloscyphaceae. The record is from RefSeq and is a predicted model, not a curated record. The coding region runs from base 219 to 524 and encodes 101 amino acids. The transcript has a single exon.
GAACUUAUUUUUAUUUGAUGUUUUCGCUGCAGGCUUUGAUGAAAACGGAGAGUUUGUUGCCGACUAGCCAGAUGAAACAUAACUAUACACUACAUUGCUGGAGAUAACUUUGUAUGGCUAAUUUCCUUAGGCUUAAUUGGACAGAGAUAUCAGCAGGGCGGUAGGGAGUCAAAUACCAUUUGCAUGGAACGCAGUAAAGCCAAUAUACCCCACGGCAAAUGAAGAAACCCCGCUUCUUAAGUGAAAAAGUCAAACCUCAAAUAAUAAUCAAAGAAAAGUAUCACGGCAUGGCAGCUGGGUAUCCGUCCCAAAUAUUAGCAUCUCUCUUUCUCUUCAGGUUAUUCGCCACGAAGUUCGGAAACCCUUCGUGUCUUGCAUUCUCCACCACCGUGCCGGUGGUCUUCCAAUGCACCUACUUAAAUUUGGUCUUUGCCACCAAACCCCUCACAGCAUCGCCCAGCUUAUCCAGUGCCGCCUCCAGUGACGUCUCCCGCUUCCAUGCUAUCAACUUGAAGAGUCGUUGAAGUGGGCUCUUUCGCAACCUCUCCUUUGGUAUCUCAGUGGUGACCA